AUGGUUUAUUUUCUAGGGAUGGAGAUUAUGUACUAUGAGAAAGGCAUAAUUUUACACCAGCUGAAAUAUGAACUUGAGAUUUUGAUGAAAUUUGAACUGCUGAAUUGUAAAGUUGUUGUCACACCUACUGAUACAAAUCAGAAAUUGGAUUCUAAUUCUGAUGGUGAUGAUGUUGAUGCUACAACCUUCAAGCAGUUGGUAGAUUCUUUGAGGUAUUUGUGUAAUAUCAAACCUGAUAUUUGCUAUGUAGUAGGAAUGGUGAGUAGAUUUAUGAGUAAACCAAAGUGGUCUCAUUACCAAGUUGCUGUCAAAAUUCUGAGGUAUAUAAAAGGAACUCUUAAGUAUGGAGUUUUGUUCCCUUUUGGUCUUGAAACUGACUCAGAACUUAUGAGUUACUCAGAUUCUAAUUGGUGCGGAGACAUAGUUGAUAGAAAAAGUACUUUUUGGUGUUGUGACUGCAUGUCAAGCUCUGUGGCUUCUGAAUUUACUGCAAGAUCUGAAGAUCAAAGUAAACAGGCCUAUGAAGUUGAUGAUUGA
Lathyrus oleraceus (garden pea) is the source of this 537-nucleotide messenger RNA. RefSeq lists its product as uncharacterized. NCBI's taxonomy places the organism in Eukaryota, Viridiplantae, Streptophyta, Magnoliopsida, Fabales, Fabaceae. The coding region runs from base 1 to 537 and encodes 178 amino acids. The transcript is spliced from 2 exons. The record is from RefSeq and is a predicted model, not a curated record.